GGUGAGUUUCCUCCUAAACCUCAACAUAACAUACCCUGUGUGUGCGCUCCUGGUAAUGGCCUUGAAGGAAACAGCCCCACCAAUCACACAUGCACUCCAUGUGCAAUUGGAGAGUAUGGAUCAGGGGGGGAAAUCAUCAAUAAUUGGAGGGAUUGGACUGGAAAUGGCACAGUACCUCCUGAAGGAUCAGGUCUUCUUACAUAUUGUGACACUUCAAGUAAUUAUUAUUUCAAAAGUUGUGGGGCAUGGAAAGCAAGUGGUAAGCAAGGAUAAUAUUAUUUUUAAAAAUUGAUGCAAUAUGUUAAGAAUGAGGGCGAGUGCUUCUUCAUAGGGUUCCACAAACACCGAGAAACAGAUGAAACCCCAAGGUCAUAGGUUAAUAUGCUUUCAUCUCUCUCGAGCUGUUUGGAACCCAUUAUAAAGUGCAAAGCCCGAAUUUUUGACAUGUCUUAUUAAAUGAAACAAUAAGAAAUUAUUCAGUGACAUGUUUUUUUCUGGUAUGUAGUUGCAUUGUUUCCAUAUAAACAUCUCAUUAAAAUGCAAGUGUUUGAUCUCCGGUAAUAAACGUGUUUCAUCUGUUAGGCUGAGCGAUGCCGCACCAUAGCUUUCACACAAGAUAACGUACCACUCAAGUAGAAGUAACAACACUGAUUUUAUUUGUCUUGGUAAAUCAUAUUUAUAAACAUUAUUAUUAAGGCGUUUCUUAAGUGGAGAUCUACGUAGCAAACCAAAAGAACAUUUUUGGCACAUAAUACUCAAGCGAUAAUGAAAGUGGCGGAUUACACCACAGUUUAUACUAAGACUAUUAAACAUAAUGGUGAUGCGAUGAUUGUGAUAUCAGAGCACGUAUUCUAACACAUCUCAGAUGAAAACCUGGUGGUGACGUUUUACAUGAUGUUUCAUUAGGUAUCAAGGUUCAUCCAUUGUACCCAAAUGGACGUCAUCUAUUGGCUUUUGACUGCAAGAAUUAUUCAUGAGUUUGAUAGCCAGCAGUGCAGGCGUUUUCUUUGAGCGCCCGAGAAUUUGCUCGCGAAACUUCCCGAAGAGAGGAGGAGAUGGGGCGAGUAAAAGGGAGCAGGGAGGGGGCGGGAAGAGAGAAGAGAUUUUUUUUCUCCCCUCCCCCUCCCCCCUUUCCUUCUUUCGCCUUCGCACCUACCGUAAGGGUUACUAUUUCUACUCUCCCCAAUCUUCCACUAUCAUGAAAUCAAAGAUGGCGGCUACCACAAUAUUUUGAACACGAACAAGGUUUCGCCCAACCAAAAUAUGCCUGCACAGCUGCAGGCUAUGAGUUUGAGAGCUUGCUAGUUUCCUGUCUCUAUGGCCCUCCCAAUCUCAAUAAAAAAUAAUAACAAUUAUUGAACGAGGUUGAACAAAAAUAUUGUGAUUUGUCAGUAGUGAGCAGAUCAAUAUUUGCCAAAGCUGAAUGCUAAGUCAAAUAAUAUUGAUCUGCAAGUUCGCAAAGUUUGUUUUUUAAAGAAUAUCUUUGGGAAGCGAAGCAAUCUGCCAUUUUCAUGCAAGAGCGAUCGCAAGAAGGAGAAAAGCUUGGUUUCAUUUGUGCAUGGGCAGAAUAUUAUUUGCAGCCAAAAAAAGAUGGACAACAUUGUGCACUUUAAGCAGACCAUUAUUUGUAGGCAGUUAUUUGCAGGUCACGUGGUGAGGUCUCGGCCAAUGAAAAGGAAGAAAAAUUUGCAAUGAAUGAUAAUUAUUUUUAUUUUCAAUUCAGACCUUUCAUCGACCCUUUAACUCUUUAAGGUCUGAUAUCAAUGUGUAUAUUCUCCUCACUGCUCUGCAAAUGUUUCUUAUUAAGUACUGAGCACUUGUCUACUGAGAGAAUUUGUUAAAACAUCAAGACAUUUCAUCAUCAGUGAUUGUAUCAGUUGUGACAUUCAUUCUCAUAUUGACCUUUAUGUUGGAUCUGGUUGUAAUAUUGUUAAAGGAGAAAAAAAGUUUGAUGGUUGGGUCUAGAGUGUGGCUAGAGCAAGUUUUUCUUAGCCUAGUGAUGGAAAAGCUGAAAAAAAAUGUGUGUAGCAGUUAAACAAAAUACAGUUGAAUCGCGCUUUACGGACACUUCAUUAAUACCUAUGUGUUGUAAUAAACCUUUUCUUCUUGAAGGUAAAUAAUCUCUCUGUUGACAGCAUGUUGAUGUUCCCAGCACUGCAGUACACCAGAUAGGAUGAAUUGUAGACGUCAGUUUUAAGACUUUGGCAUCCAAUGAGUCAGUUAUGCUUCUUGUUGAUUUAGUCCACAGAAUUUUGGCUUUUUGAAGGAUAGAGAUGUUUACUUUGAUGUUGCCAAGUUAUGUCCUCUUUUAUGUCUUAGGCAUUUUGUGCUAAUAAAAGUUGUUGUCUUAUAACUUAACCCUUUAAGUCCCAGUGGUGACCAACAUCAAUUUUCUCCUAACCAUAUCCAUAGAUUGUCAAGAGAUUAGGUCAUGAGAAUUAAUAAAAUGAUCACCUAAGAGAAAAUGCUUUGAUCUUUUAUCAAAUUCUCUCAACUGAUUCUUUAAGGAAAUGUAUAGAGAUCAGUUUGGAGAAUUCGUUUGUGGAUUAUUAAUUGGGGCUUAACAUAAGCUGCUUAAUACAGACACUUUCUAUGGACCCUUCAGUGUCCAUACUAAUGGGUUUUGACUGUAAAAAUCUCUCAGGGAAGUAUUUUAUAAACUGCACCAAUAAUUAUUAUUACUAUAUGCCUUUAUUAUUUUAUCUUUUAUUAUGUCUUUGUUUGUUUGUAAGCAAUUCCAUUUUUUAUUGAUUUACAUAGCUGAUAACUACACACUUGAAUCUGGUUACAAUCGUGGGUCGAGAUGCCUGGUUUCUGUAUUACUGAUGACCAGGAAGUUUGUCUUGACUAACAACAAUGUUAGUUUUGACUAUCGUGUAGACAGCCGACACUGCAGCCCUGAAUUCUUUGGAUGCGAUGGUCUAGGUUUCUUUAUUGAUGGUCAGCAAGUACUACAAUACCAAGGAAACCAGUUUCACUGGGUUACAAAGACUUAUAAUUUAAAGAAGGUAAGUUUGAAUCAAACUUUGCCUGCUGAUAGCGUUAUGCUUCAUAAAACAGCCCAACAAAUUUUGGCCAGCUUGAUCAUUGUUUGUUUUUGACAUGGUCAAAAUGUAUAGAAAAUAUGUAUUUUAAGGUUAAAUAGUCAAGCAAUUAAAGUAAAAAAUAUCCCCUUGUAAGCUCACAAAUUUGAAAAUAGGAAAUCUACAUUGUAUGGGGCAACAUAUAACUCACAGGAGCAUUAAUGAAAAAAAGGAAUAAAUUGUAUUGAAUAUUUUUAGACGAACAAGAAAACAUGCAAUCUUGUUAAUGCCACCCCUCAAUACUACAUGAUGUCCAAAAAACAAAACAUACCACCCUCAGUACCACAGGAUACCCAAGAACCACUGAAUGCCACCCUCUCAUUUCCACAGAAUGCUCAGGAUUAGCAUUGUCCUUAGCAUUAGCAUGACUUAGUUUUGGUUUAUGUGUCUAUGAAAAUGUGCUUGUGAAGGAGAUCAAUUAAAAUAUACUGUCUUGUGAAGCAAAAUAGACCUGUCUGAACAGCAAAACCUCAUUUUGACAAACAUCAUCUGUAAGUUUGAUAUUUGUUUAGGUUAAAGCCAAGCUCUUCAAAUGCUAAAAUUCAUACUUGUAUUCUAGGGUUCCCAUACACUGAAGUGGGUUUUUCGUAAGGAGAGGUGUUUUAGUUAUGGAUAUUCCUUCUUAGACAAGGCUUUUCUCCGUUCCAUAACCUUGGUAAGUCACUCAUUUUGUAAUGGUAAUUAAUAGAACUAAGUGGAGUUAAAUUUUGGUCUGUUAUAAUCAUCAUCACUAGGGGCAGACACAGAUCCAAACCAACUUUCAUCACUUUUUAGAAAACUGUCAGAUAUAUUUGACAAGAGGAAAUGAAACUCUUGAUAAGAAAAUUUUUAGGAGAUUUAUUCCAGACCUGGUUGUGCUUGCAGUUAGUAACGUUUAAAUUAAAAAAAAAAAAACAGUCCAAUCGGUCAUGGUUGAAAUUUAGAAUCCAUGGCAAUAUUGGAGACAGAAAUAAUGGCAACUUUUUGGCUAUUAUAAGAGACUUUGGUGUUGGAUUAAUAUUGGCAAUGUGACUUCUGAUAAUUAACUACGAACAGUCAACUCCCUUUAUUGCGGACACUGUAUGGACCUUGAGUUAGAGUCCUGUCCGUAUUAUCGGUAGGCGAGAGUUGACUGUAAUAAGUAUUGAUUUGCCAAAUUCCACGCACCUCUGUUAAUUUUCACCCAAGUGUGUCAACUAUAUCAAAGGUUCAAAAAUAAAAGUAAGGAUAUUACAUUACGUUUCUCCUUCAUUAAAAAGUAUUUGUUUAGUUUAUGUAAUUAAAAAGACUGUGUAUUCUUUAGGUUGGCACAGAUGAACCAAACGUGAAAUGCAAACCUUGUCCACCAGGUUACUUUAGUAAUCAAGAAGGUGCUUCAGAAUGCACUGCGUGUUCAUAUUUUCAGUUUCAGGCAAAAGAAGGUUUGUGCAUUAUUUAUCACAUAAUAGACCUUUGUCACAAUGAUGUACAGAAAUCCCCCCUCUCAGCUAUUCUUUCAAUUCACAAUCAUCAUGAGAGGUAGAUGAGACUGAUUAAGACUGAUCUAUAAUUCCUUCGAGCUCCAGAGGUCAAUAUUAUUAUUUUUACUGCUAAUUCAUGACAGUUGAUAUACAUUUGUCACUAUGAGUAAUGCAUCAAAGCAAAUGAAAUUUGUCUUAUCUGGUAUAUCUGCUGCAUUGUGAGUUCCUAGACUGAACAUAAUUUCUCCCAAUUUGUGGCAACCUAUCCAAAUUGAAAAAGAGCUGAUUAUUAUCUUAAAAUACCCUUUCUUUUGUUGCAAUAUUAAGAAAACUUGCAUAGCUGUUGGCCAUGUGAGUGAAACGCUCCAUAGUUCCUUCAGUAUAUAUAGUAGGUAAUUGUCAAUAUCAACCACUUUUACAACUGUCGCUGGUUUUUGUGGCAAGUAUGCUCAAUUAUUUUGCCUUGUUAUUAGAUCUAUUUUUGUUUGUUUGAGUUUUUUUGAAGAAAUAACUUGUAUCUGAUAAGAGCUCAUUUUUUGAAUAUGUGCAUGUUUUCAGGUCAGACGAAAUGCGACCCUUGUCCAACAAACACCUUUGCCAUGAUGGGUGCCUCAAAGUGUAUCCCGUUACCUAAUUGCACAAAGAAUGACAUCAUUAGCGCCCCUGGAAACUUGACUACAUGUUCCUGUAAUAAAAAUACUGGUGUGUGUACAACCACAGUACAAGAAAAGUUUGUCACCGUUAACUUAAAAGGUGAGUCAACUUACUGUAAAUCCUCUAUUUAAGCCCCCCCCGGGGGGGGGGGGCUUAUUUAUUUCAAGUUCAUAUUGGGGGGGGGGGGGCUUUAUAGAGACAGGGGCUUAUUUAAUUUAGAAUUGAUGAUGGUACCAGUUGUCCAUAAAGAACUAGAAUACAAAGUGGAUAAGCUUAAGAAGAAGAAGUUUUAGGUUAUGCAGCCGAGGAUGAGAAUUUACAGUCGUGAUUGAUUUAUACAGUCUUAGUAAAAAAUAAUUAGGGGAGGGGAUGGGAGCUUAAUAGAGAGGGGGGGCUCAUUAACUUUCGCCCCCUAAAAAGUGGGGGGGGGGCUUACUAGAGGGAGGGGAGUUAUUUGAGAGGGGGGGCGUAAUAGAGGAUUUAGGGUAAUACACAAAUUUUUUUUUUUUUAAUUGUUGAUACAGAUGGCAGCCUGAGAAAGCCACCUCUGGUUUUGUGGCAAAGUGAUGUCUGAGAAACAAGUGCACAAAUUCUACACUGAUGAUGCGUCACUACCCAGAUCUGGGUAAUGCUUUUGUUUGGUUGAAGCAAAUUUCCCUUGCGGAACGACCCAUUAGAAGCACUACGGAGAUCUGGAUAGUGAUGUGUCAUCAGUACAUAAUUUCUUGCGCAUGUUUCUUAUACAUCAAUUAUUCAUGGUCAAACCAGUGAUGGCAUCGCAGAAUGUUGGCUGUUUUCUCAGGCUGGAUGUGGCAUGGGCAAUAAUUGAUUAGAGCACUAGACUUGCAAUCUGGAGACCACACUUUCAAGUCCUGCCCAGAUUGCUAGCAGACAUUGAUCUCAAUAGUUGCAAGUUCAAAUCCUUUCUGCCCUACUUAUAAUUAGUUAACUGGUUUUCUAAAACAAUAUGAUGUAAGUAACAAUUCUUAGAGAAAUUAAAAAAUUCUUCAUGCUCAGUCUCUUGCGAAUAAAUUAUUUCCUCUAUCAUAGUUUAGAAUAGUUAUGAAGCCCGACAGACUUCUUUGUUUUAUGUUUUCGUUAGCUUUUUUAGAUUUGACCAUGCACAACGUUCAGUAACAUUCCUAUCAUUUUGAACUUACUGACCAACAGAAACAUCGCAUUAAUUUAUUCAGUCACAGUUUGUGAACACGAAACAAAGGAUUGUACAUUGUCAGGGAGCUUCCAACAUAAACUGCAGCACUGUUGUUUUCAUCUUUGAUGGUUGCUGGCUUUUAUAACCAGUCUGCUCUACUAACUAUGUCUUCGUGUGUUAUUUUGAAAUGAUUGUUAGAACUGUUUCUGGGUGUUAAGGGGGGGGCAGAAUGGGACACUAGAAUACCGAGGGGGGGGCCCUUGAAGCAAAAAUUGGGAACCCAACCAAUAAUCAUGCUGUAUUGUGCUUACUGGAUUUUUUAACCUGGUCAUGGAGAAGCUUGGGUUUCUCGACCGUGGAGGAAAAAAUUAAUCCUGAUUUAACGGAAACCGCAACAUACUGCAUGCCAUUUCCAGAGUACAGGGAAGGGAUAAAUUACCCUUUGACCAAUCCCUAAUUAAUAUUAUAAGCAGUCUGCCAUUUUUUUCUGUAUAAAUGACUGCCACGAAGAGUGAUGGUGCCAUUACCACAUUUGUCACCUCCUAUGUGAAUUGGGCAGGAUCCUUUAUCUGUUAUCCUGCAAGCAAGCUCUCUGGGGGGGCGUUGGUGGUGGGGCAAGAAAGGAGAGCACCCCACCACCAGAACACCUCAGAGAGCUAGCUUGCUCGCACUGACGCUAUUUAUCCGUACAGUAUGUGGUCCUUGGUCCGCGCAAGUCUGCGAUGCCCUUGGUCCGCACCGAAAAUGAUAAAAUAUUUCGUCGAGAAAAAAAAUACGUUGAAUAAUGAAAGAUAUCGUGAUUUACUGAUUAGCAUUCUUUCAUGUGAGGAAGUUUCGGCUUUCUUGCUGCCGGUGAAGGCGCGAAAUUAAAGGUUGUUGACAGGUAGGUUAAUUUGUCUUUCUUGAAGUUUGGAUUUUUGCGGCACCGUAAAUUACAUGAACAUGUUUACUUAGCCUGCGAAUAAAUAAAACGCAACGGGAAGACGUGCCUUUUUGCAGAACAGGUUUUCAGAUCAACUUUUUUCUGCUGUUGGAAGCAUAUUGCUGUAGACUCUGAAUUUUUUGUUUUAUCGACUCUUGAAGAAUAUCACCAAAUUUCGCUUGGCGGUCCUUGGUCCGCGACCUAUGACCUGGUUGAAUAAAACUUCGCAAAAUAAAAAGCGAAGUCCUUUGUUUUCGAAGAAUGUUUUGAAAAUCGUCCCUAUACAUGUCUACAAGUUCUCUUUUUUAAUACCUCGAAUACAUGCAGAGUUUUUGGUAAUUAUUUUCGACCGCGCUGAAAGCCGCUCGCGACGCUCGUGUGGGAGACUCGAGGAGACUGUUGUCUGAAGUCUUUGAAAGAAGAGCAGAUUAUUUUAUACUCACAACAUCUUCCGAAAAAAAACUUUAACUUAAUUGCAUCAAGAAAAGAAAAAAAAUACAUAAAAUUUGUGAAAAUGACAUUUUCCUGUGGAAACUAUAACAUUUUUACGUUUUUUUCGUGCUGCUUACAUGAGACGCGGACCAAGGACCACCAAGGACCAUCGAAAACGGUCGCCUUUUUUCGAACUCCAAGCAAAAUAUUUAUGUCUGGAACUCAAAACUUCAGGAUUAUCGAGAAGAACGUAAAAGCUAUCUUCAGGGAGUAUUUCAGCUCGUUACGUGAAGAUUCGGGUAAGAUAUUCAAGUUAAUAACUUUUAGACGCAGACCAAGGACCACAUGCUGUAUAUGGACGCAGUGUAAAUUAGAGUCUUUAUUAACAAAAUCUCUUGCAUUAUUAAAUAGAUGGAAAAGCACCAAAGAUUCUUUGCAACCGACAAAAUACUACGAUAACUCCUUCAUCGAAGACAGUGCAGUGUCGUUGUCAACCUGGAUUUGAGAUUUUUCGAGGCAAGGAUGGACAAAUUCAGUGCAAACCGUGUUCAAAGGGGAGGUUUUCUACUGGUGUGAAAUGUGCUACAUGCAAAGUUGGUCAUGUAGCCUUUCUAGGCAAGCACUAUUUUUUGUGGAGGAAUGACACAUUACCAGAAGGCUUCUCUGCUUCUUGUUCCGGUGACUGUACUAUUGAGGUUUGUCAAAUAUUGAGAAGUUCUUUAAAAACCAUGUCGAUUGUUUUCAAGAUGGCGAGAAACACAGCUAGGUGCUCUCCUAACCCUUUAAGUCUCAAUUGUGACGAACAUCAAUUUUCUCCUAACAAUAUCCAUUUUUUGCCAAGAGAAAUAGUUAUGAGAGUUAAUAAAAUGAUCAUUAAAGAGCAAAUGCUUUGAUCUGUUAUCAAACUCUCUCUUUUAAUUCUUGAAGGAAAUGUAUGGAGAUCAGUAUGGAGAAUUUAUAUUUGGAUAUUGGGGCUUAAAAGGGUUAAUGGACUAUAAGUAGUUCCUUAGGGAUAGUAGAGCGAGCAGAUGCACGAACGCGCGUGAAAAUCGCAACCCUCGAAGAAGGUCCUCCCUCCACGUGUCAUCCUCGCGGCUGGUCAUUUCUCACGCAUUCUCCUAUUUUGCUCGAACUACUAUUCCUCAGAAGAAUGAGGAAUAACUUGACUGUUAUAGGUAACUGUUAUGUCUCCUGAGCGUUCUUACUAGGGACCUUACAAAGCUACGACGGCGACGGCAUCGGAACCUCAGAAAAGCAAAGCAACAACUUUGCGCGGGCAUCACCCUUUUUUUGUCAAUUUCUUUGCCUGCACAACUAAAAAUGGUCAAAUUUUAAGUUUACUUGAGAAGGGGAACGGCAAGGCGAUAAAUUCUACCAUCUCUGUCUGAACUCGUGCGCGGUCCCAUGCCUUCACUUCCAACCUAAAUUCCCUUCUUUUAAGUAAUAGGGCGACUUGGGAUAAUCGCGAAAUAGUUUCAACGGAUGUAAAGUCUAUUUUUACGCGGCGUUUUCGUGGACGUCGCCGUUGUCGGGUCGUAAGGUCCCUACUGAAAGUUCUUAAUAACAAGUUUUGAAAAACUGUUAAGUAGACUUGUUUUUAAAAGACCCAAGUGCACUUGAUCUGGUGACAGGCUCAUAAUGGCUAAAUUUGGCUGAAUUCCGGGACUCAGCCUCUUUAGGUAAUAGGAGACAGAACAGUCUGUCCGGUUUACACUCAAGUCGCCCAAAAUUUUAUCAUGCCCAGCGACAUCCUAACAUCUUAAUCGCCCUUGUUUCGUUUCAUCAAAUCUUCAAGAACAAGAUGUAUUACUCGUUUGCUUGUUUCAUUUCAUCAAGGCUAAAAGAAUGAGAUAUGAUACACAUUCAUCCCCCUUAUUUCGUCUAACCAUAGCAUCAUUGCUUGAAGAACGAGAUUUGAUUACAGAAUUGGCCUGCUUGUUUUGUCUCAUAAGAUAUAUUACGUACACUCCUCGCAAAAAUUUCGGGCGACUUUACUAAAAAUUUCUAGCAAUUUAACUUCGGGCGAUUUGACCGGUUACCAUCUGGGUUCCCCAUGUAAGGUUAUCCAUGGCAGUCUUGGAUGGUGGAUUCCAGAUUCCUUGUCAGUGGAAAAUUGAAUUCUGGAUUCCAUGUCAAUGGAACCUGGAUUCCAAAUUCCAAUCAUUAGCCGGAUUCUGGAUUCCUUGAGCUGGAUUCCGGAUUCCAAAGCCCAGGAUUCCGGAUUUCACAAUCAAAUACUUUCCAGAUAAAUUCCGGAAUCUGGAUUACCUUACGUAGCUGUUCCUGAAAAACGGACUUAAUAAUCUGAAAUACCUUUUUUCUAGACUGGUUGGAUUCCAGCUGGGGAUCACAUUCGCACAGAACGUGUUGUGGGUAAUGUGCACUCUGAAUUGAGGUCUCCUGAAGUAGAGGUGGAUUCAGAUUUAGCAAAGGUCGUCUUCAGCUGCUCAGUCCUGUGCAAUUUGACCGGAGUGCCAUCUAAACCCGUGAAAGGCGAGACUUUGGCUAAAAUAGAGAACUGCAAUCUCAUAUUUCAAGUGUGGAAGAAUGGUUCUCUGAAGGAUCAAGUAAACUGUACUCGUCCUAAAGGGAAGUAUAUUUAUCAACAUGAGAAGCGACGAGAUGGUAAUUAUGUCAUGCAUGUUUAUCCGCUGGAGAAGGGAAGAUAUCAGUUCAGGUAACAGUUGAGACCUUUUCAGAGGAGUUCACGCUCAUAGUUGCAUCAUGGGUAAUCAGGGCAAGAUGGCGGGAAUUUCAAAGAUUUGUAUUGGAAUUCAAAGCCAGCUAAUCCUUCCUGAAUUCAUAUAUUUGAUGCUUUCUCUUUGAAAAGAGUAGCUUACGAGUUCAAAGAAACAAUACACUAAAUCUGGAGUGCAAAGAAUACUAUCGACUUUUCAAAGAGAAAGCAACAAUUGUAUGAAUUCAGGAAGAAUUAGCUGGCUAUGAAUUCCAAUACAAAUCUUUGCAUUUCCGCCAUCUUGCCCUGAUUACCCAUGAUGCAGCUAUGAGCGUGAACUCCUCUAUUCUAAGACGAGGACAUUUCGAGAACGAGAUUUUCUCAAUACUAAGUAGUGCGCAGGCGUGAACCAGCGUCAUUUUGGAGGAAAAUCGUGAUAGCCAUCGUCACUCUACUACGAGUUUUGCCGUAGUGGCAGAAACAUGUUAUCAAAUGUUGGAAGUUGGAUCAAUAUUUGCGGUCGGGAGAGUGCUAAUAACUUUUGUGGUGAAAAAGUACAAUUUUUGGAUUUUAAUACUACUGAAACCGAAAUGUUUAAGUUUAAGGGCCUUUCUUUUGGUUACAGAUGGACGUUCUACCAGCUAGACGAUACUUUCUCUUCAGCAUUUGAAGCGAAGGUAUCCAACAUAAGCAUCCUUGGUGCAAAGUCUGGCGCGGCUCGCAACUGUACAGCAUGCCCACCUGGAUAUCAUAGCACACCAGACAACACUGACUGUAAAAUUUGUCCAAAUGGAACUAGCAGUUUAGCAGGUUCUUAUAAAUGCGCUCCUUGUCAAGGGCAGACUUUU
Messenger RNA from Porites lobata, 11208 nucleotides. NCBI's taxonomy places the organism in Eukaryota, Metazoa, Cnidaria, Anthozoa, Scleractinia, Poritidae. The record is from the annotation of a GenBank genome assembly.